Messenger RNA from Elephantulus edwardii (Cape elephant shrew), 2409 nucleotides. Its product is annotated as E3 ubiquitin-protein ligase UHRF2-like. Gene Ontology annotation, molecular function: ubiquitin protein ligase activity; protein binding. Gene Ontology annotation, biological process: negative regulation of gene expression via chromosomal CpG island methylation; protein ubiquitination. The record is from RefSeq and is a predicted model, not a curated record. The transcript has 16 exons. Lineage: Eukaryota; Metazoa; Chordata; Mammalia; Macroscelidea; Macroscelididae. The coding region runs from base 1 to 2409 and encodes 802 amino acids.
AUGUGGAUCCAGGUGCGCACGAUCGACGGCUCGCAGACGCGCACCGUCGAGGACGUGUCCCGCAAUGCCACCAUCGAGGAGCUGCGCGAGCGCGUGUGGGCGCUGUUCGAGGUGCGGCCCGAGUGCCAGCGCCUCUUCUACCGGGGCAAGCAGUUGGAAAAUGGAUACACUUUAUUUGACUAUGAUGUGGGGCUGAAUGAUAUAAUUCAACUACUGGUUCGCCCCGACUCAGAUCUUCCUAGUACAUCUAAAGAGACUGAUGCACAGGUCAAACCCCCUGCUAAUACCCCACCUAAAGUCAAGAAGACCUCAAGGGUGAGAUCAUCCACUCAGCCAUCGACGUCAGCUCGUGCAUUUCUUAUUGAUCCUGGCAUUGGACUGUAUAAGGUCAAUGAAUUGGUGGAUGCCAGAGAUGUCAGCCUUGGUGCUUGGUUUGAGGCACAUAUACGUAGCGUCACUAGAGCUUCUGAAAAACAUGCACGUGGCAAAACUCCACUGAAGAACAACAUUUCUUACAAAAGGACUCGUGGACAUGUAAAUCACAGUUCCAAAGAGAACACAAACACAUUGGACGGUGUACCCUCUACAUCUAAUUCAGACUCUGUUGCUGCUGCUGAAGACGUUAUUUAUCAUAUCGAGUAUGAUGAAUAUCCAGAAAGUGGAACCGUAGAAAUGGACGUCAAGAAUCUUCGCCCACGAGCCAGAACCAUUUUGAAAUGGAAUGAACUAAAUGUUGGUGAUGUGGUCUUGGUUAAUUACAAUGUGGAAAAUCCUGGUGAAAGAGGAUUUUGGUUUGAUGCCGAAAUAACCACAUUGGAGACAAUUUCAAGAACCAAAAAAGAACUUCGUGCAAAAGUUUUCCUGGGGGGUUCAGAAGGAACAUUAAAUGACUGUAGGAUAAUAUUCACAGAUGAAAUCUUCAAGAUCGAGAAACCUGGAGCCCAUCCACUCUCAUUUGCAGAUGGAAAGUUUUUAAGGAAGAAUGACCCCGACUGUGACCUGUGCGGUGGAGACCCAGAUAAGAAAUGCCGUUCUUGUUCCUGCCAUAUAUGUGGCGGGAAACAGGAGCCCAGCAUGCAGGUUCUGUGCGAUGAGUGUAACUUGGCCUUUCACAUCUACUGUCUGGACCCACCUCUGGAUAAGAUCCCAGAAGAGGAGUACUGGUAUUGUCCUUCUUGUAAAACUGAUUCCAGUGAAGUUGUGAAAGCUGGUGAAAAACUUAAGAUGAGUAAAAAGAAAGCAAAGAUGCCAUCGGCCACUGGAAGCGGGAGAGACUGGGGCCGGGGAAUGGCCUGUGUUGGUCGUACCAGAGAAUGUACUAUUGUCCCUUCUAACCACUAUGGACCUAUUCCUGGGAUUCCUGUUGGAUCAACGUGGAGAUUUAGAGUUCAGGUGAGCGAAGCAGGUGUUCAUAGGCCCCAUGUUGGUGGAAUCCACGGUCGCAGCAAUGACGGAGCUUACUCCCUGGUUCUGGCUGGUGGAUUUGCAGAUGAAGUAGACCGAGGUGAUGAGUUCACAUACACGGGAAGUGGAGGUAAAAACCUUGCUGGUAAUAAAAGAAUUGGUGCCCCAUCGGCUGACCAGACGCUGACAAACAUGAACAGGGCAUUGGCCCUAAACUGUGAUGCCCCAUUGGAUGAUAAAAUUGGAGCAGAGUCUCGGAACUGGAGAGCUGGUAAGCCGGUCAGAGUGAUCCGCAGUUUUAAAGGGAGGAAGAUCAGCAAAUAUGCUCCUGAAGAAGGCAACAGAUACGAUGGCAUUUACAAGGUGGUGAAAUACUGGCCAGAGAUUUCAUCGAGCCAUGGAUUCUUGGUCUGGCGCUAUCUUUUAAGAAGAGAUGAUGUUGAGCCCGCUCCUUGGACCUCAGAAGGAAUGGAACGGUCAAAGAGAUUGUGCCUACGUUUACAGUAUCCGGCAGGCUAUCCUUCAGACAAGGACGCCAAGAAGACGAAAGGACAGUCCAAGAAACAGGGUGGAGAAGCCUCAAAAAGGGCUUGUUCCGAUGAUGAGUGUCCAAGUGCCUCCAAAGUGGUCAGAAUGUCCGACUCGGCAGAAGCUGUGGAGGCGUUCCAGCUCACUCCCCAGCAGCAGCACUUCAUCCGAGAAGAUCGCCACAACCAGAAGCUGUGGGACGAAGUGCUCGCCUCGCUCGUGGAAGGCCCGAAUUUUCUGAAGAAAUUGGAGCAAUCUUUUAUGUGUGUGUGUUGUCAGGAGCUGGUCUACCAGCCUGUAACAACGGAGUGCCUCCACAAUGUCUGUAAAGAUUGCUUGCAGCGCUCCUUUAAGGCUCAGGUGUUCUCCUGUCCGGCUUGCCGACGUGACCUCGGUCAGAACUACGUCAUGACUCCCAAUGAGAACCUCCAGACUCUGCUCGACCUUUUCUUCCCUGGCUACAGCAAAGGGCGGUGA